AUGAGCGAGGGCGAUCUGAGGGAUGACAACAGCCCAAAUCAGGCAAUAAUCUGUCUCCAACCACGAGCUGAAGUUGAUCUUUUCUCCAUCCACCUUCUCGGACAGUGUUCCAUCCGAUUUUCUAAUGAAAUCACUUUCAAAGAGAUGAAACUUAAUUGCCUUCAGCUUUGUGCCACCAUCCCCUCCUUCCCACAGCUUGAGGAACUCAACGGGAAGAAGAAGUUGGAAGGACUCACACUCGUCUUAUCGAUAACUUCGAACGGCAAAAUCAGUGCUACUAUUGAUCUCCCCGAGUCCUUCAAAUUGCAACUUUCGGAUACUGCAUACCUCCACAGCUUAGGUACUACUAUCGCCAUCAAGUCGUCUACGGGGCCAGAGUUGAACAUCCACGCAACAUUGACUUUGGCCUUCAAAGACUCAGAUCCCAUUUCGGUGGAGGGAGUCAUUGAGAAUUGCAAGUUUGUUGACAUGCUAAAAAUGUCUGAUGAUUCUAAAUGGGUGAAUCCAUUUUAUCUGAACAAGAAUAUGGUCUUUUCUCAGCUCGGGUUCGGAACAGGCUUUACAUAUGCGACUGUUCUCGUUACUGGACCAGAUGAAAUUGUUCUCCGAGGACAAGUCGAUAUUGGAAAGUUCCGUGCGAAGCUCGACAUGGGUCUACGUCUUACCAGCGCCGAGGCAGUCUUCCAACUUGAGAUGAACAAGCUUGAUGCCAUGGAAAUUAUCCAGCUCGCUGGCGUCCUCAUUGAUAACCAAGCAAUGCAGCAGAUGAAAGGUGCGGAGGACAAGCUAGUCUUCAAGGACCUUAAGCUAUAUGUCUCACCUGGUGCUGAGUUUUUGGGUCGCUAUUACGAUCGUGGUAUUCAGGUGCAAGGCAAGAUGUGGUGCUUUGGGAAGAAAGGAGAGUUCGACGGUAGAUUUGAUGAAAAUGGCGUUGUUAUCAAAGCCGGCAUUGACAAUUUCAAGGUCGGCGGUCUUAAGAUUACAUCUACGCGAGAAGGCGUUGAUAGGGCAAUGAUGGAUAUUGAGAUGACCAAAGACAGGCAGAAGUUGUUCAUUGACGACAGUAUCCGAUACUACAGCCUCGAGAUCAGCGUGUUUCUUGACCUUGACAUCCAAGAGCAGUACCUCAAAGUUGAUAUCAAGAUCAAGCUGACCGAGAGCUUGCUGUUGAGCCUCAAAGCUGAUGUCUUGGUAAAGAAUCACAAUUCUCUUGAAGGGGCCGAGAUGAGCUUCGAGGCAAUCUUGGAGACUGGCAUCUUAGGUGUUAACUUGCAAGGCAUCACGGACGGUAUUCAUAUUCACGCACUGCAUAAACUAGCCGACAAGGCCAUCGACGAUGCACGGAGCGACUUGACCACAAAACUCGCCCAGAAGAAAGCUGCCUUGAAAGCAAUGAAGAGUGAGCUGGAUAAGCUAGAAAAGAAGUGCACUGCAGAAGUCUUGAAGAAGCGGGAUGAGAUUGAUAAAGAGAACGAGUUAUUGAGGGGACUUCAUGAUGAGUUCGAUAAGUACGCAGAGGCUUACCGAGAAGCAAAGGAGGCCAAGGAGAGAAAUGAGAAGGAGAUUGAAAAGCAGCGAAAUUCGAGAGAUGAGGCAAGAAGGCGGCUUGGCACCAAGAAGACAGAGAUGAAGAAGAAGUAUGAUGAUGAGAUUAGGAAAGAAAAGGCGAAAAGGGAUGCUAUGGAGAGAGAGAAGAAGAGAUUGAUAGAUAGCCGAGACGCGAGUUGGGGAGAUGCAUUGAGAAGCUACAGGGAGGCGGACAGAAGUUGGCAAUGGUGGGGUCGUAAGUACUCGACCUUUGAGCCGCCGACAAACUCUGACCUUGACAGGACUCGAAAAAACGCGGUCGCCAAGCUCACAGAAGCCACGCUAGGUCUCGAAGAAGCGCAUGCUCGAGAAGCAAUCGACGCAGAACUCCGACACGCGGGAAAAGCCAUAAUGGACCUUCCAGCCUUCCGGAGCAUCGAAGUGGCGAUCAACGAAGCAGCCAGAAAGAUCGACCAGUUUGGAAGAGCGCUCGAUGGUCUCGUCAACAGAGGACUCGCGGCCUGGAUCGAGGAGAUGUUAAAGGAUGAGAGAGAAGAUCUGAAUCGUCAAAUCAGACUGCUCGAAGCAUUGCUGAGGAAGAGCGAGAAACCCGAGGCUGCUUACAAGCAAGCGAAGAAGGAUCUUGACAAGACUGAGGAGAGGCUCUCACCGAAACAAGAAGCUGCGAGGAAGAGGAUUGCUGAGAUUGAGGGAGAGAUCAAGAUGUUGCCUGCGCAACAUGAAUACAUGAACAAGAAGAAGGAUUACGAAAACAUGGAGAUACAAGUCAACCAUCCCAUCGCAACGCUGGAUGAUAUUAAGAGGGUCAUGGAGGAGGUGUCGCAGAUCAGCAAGGAUGCUCUGAAUACCUUGAAGAAGGGUAUUCCGCGUGUCACAAAGAUAAUCGUCAGGGUAAGUAACAGCACCUUUGCGGAUGAUAAGCCUUUGAUGUUUGAGAUUCAAGCCGUGUGGAUGGAUAUACAUGAGACGUUCCGUGUUGAGUGGGCGCCGAAUCAGGGCAUUUCGGUUCUUUACUCUCAGGCUGCUGAGAAGUUGGCGACUUGGGGGCAUGAGGGCGAACCUCCUGCUCUCCCUGAGCCUGAGCCUGAGCCUCAAGAUCCAGAUCAUAAAGCGAAGAUCCAUCUAAUUCACCGCGGCGCGAAUAACGACGCAGAUUGGCCAUACUGGAGCACCUUUGCUGGCCAGACCUGGAGCAAGGAUUACAAGGUUUGGUCUUUUGGACUACAUAUCAGCGAUGGUUUCUGCCUAGCUUCAUUCCAGAAGAAGCUUUUCAUUUUCCAUCUUAACCCCCAAAACCAUAAGUCACAAGUGUUUUACGAAUCAUGCGCAUCAGGAGCAUGGAAAAGAGGAGCUGCCACGACUAUUCCAAAAACCGUAACCUCACCAGGGAUAUGUGCCGUCACCUUCCAAGGCAAACUCUACCUCUUCCACCAUGUAAUUCCCCAAAAGAAACUUCGAUACAAUGUCUUCAACGGUCGAACAUGGGAGGGCGACACUGAUAUCCACAUCGACGACGUCACCGUGGGCUUUACCGCUGUUGUAUUCAACGACAAGCUAUACCUGUUCUAUCUCCCUAGAUACGGCUUCAGCUCCCACAGGUAUGCUUAUGUUGCCUUCGACGGAAGGCGCUGUGAAAAGGCACAUACCCUUGCUCGAUAUGCGACAUCCGGUGUUACGGCAGCGGUUUAUCAGAACAAGCUGUAUCUGAUGCAUAGAGGAUACGGCGAGACUGACGUUAAGAAACUGUGGUAUAAUGCCUUUGAUGGGAAGCGUUGGAUAACGCUUUCUAAGAAGACCGGCGCCAUGCUCAUACCGGACUGCGAUGAUAUCCAGGGGGAUAUUUGUUCUGUUGUUUAUGAGGCUAAAAUGUACGUGUUUUAUAAGAAGUUGAGUAACUCGGGCGUGUAUAGACAUGUAGUCGAUGGGAAUAAGUGGGUUGCGGAACAGGUUGAGGGGGUUCAGACUGUGAAAGGAGUGGCUAGUGUUGUUCAUUAG
Messenger RNA from Fusarium odoratissimum NRRL 54006, 3543 nucleotides. RefSeq lists its product as uncharacterized. Lineage: Eukaryota; Fungi; Ascomycota; Sordariomycetes; Hypocreales; Nectriaceae. The record is from RefSeq and is a predicted model, not a curated record. The transcript has 8 exons. Bases 1 to 3543 code for a protein of 1180 amino acids. Gene Ontology annotation, molecular function: protein binding.